AUGUACCAUGAUCAUCAGCGCCUCCCCAGCACUACACAUAUGUAUGUCCUAGAUGUCUUGAGAAAUCCUCAACCUUUAUACCUGGCAGGCAAUUGCCCAUGCAGUUCUAGUCUGUCAGGAAACGGUUCAUUUUUCCAAGCUGUGAAUGACUAUGGAGUAUUCCAAACAGACAUAACAACAUACAGCAUUGAGGAGCUGGUAGCAGUUACAUCUGAAUGCACCCCAAAAAACACAAUAGUGCAUCUCUGUGAGCAAGCAGCCUCCAUUCUGAACUGUAAGAAGAAAUUUUUGGCCUCCUCCCAGUUUGUGGAGCUGCUGGUCCCUCAAGAUAUCAGUGUGUUCUACACACACACUAUCCAGUCCCACCUCCCACUCUGGAACAUGGAAACGCAAGCAGCAUCCAUCAGUACCAUUGAUCAGGAAAGGAAGAAUGACCUUGGGGAAAAAGAGGAUUUCAGAGCAGUUCCUUUGUUGGGUUACCUUCCUCAGGAUUUGAUUGGAACAUCCAUCUUGAUGUAUUUGCACCCAGAAGAUCACCCCCUUGUGGUUACCAUUCAGCGUAAGAUCCUGAAGUUUGCAGGCCAGCCUUCAUUUGAGCAUUCGCCCAUCAGAUUUUGUACUCAGAAUGGAGAUGUUAUGUUGGAUACCAGCUGGUGCAGCUUUGUGAACCCCUGGAGCAGGAAAGUCGUGUUCAUCAUUGGCCGGCACAAAGUCCGAACGAGCCCUCUGAAUAAAGAUGUUUUUGCUGCAAGAAGCAAAGAGAUGAGCAGUGUCAAUAAAGAGAUAAGAGAAUUUUAAGGACAAAUAUACAAGCUUCUCCUGCAGCCAGUUCAUAGCAAUGAUUCUAGUGGUUAUGGAAGACUUGGUAGCAAUGGGUCUUACGAACAUUACAUCAGCAUAGCGUCCUCUAGUGACUCCAGUGGGAAUUGUGCUGAGGAAAUACAGCAGAACUAGUAAGUCUAUCAAUAUGACAUUGCCCAGAUGACAUUGCAGCAGGUCUGUGCCAAUGUGAACUGAAUAAAGAAUCUGGGUCAACAGCUGCAUACUAAAUCACAGAGCAAACUGCAGAACAGAAAGGAUCCAGUCCUAGAUACUGUACUGCAGGGAGGCAACCAGAACACUGCUUCGUAUAUUCUCCAGGCACUGAGAAGUAACAUCACUGAAGGCCCAGAGAGUUCAUCCUGUGAUGAUUCAAGGAAGAUACAACAUGUUCUAGCCUACCAGCAGAUCAGCUGUGAGGACAAAGUGACUGCAAUAGAAGAUGCCACUGUAGAGUAUGAACAAAUUGAGCUGCCUCCUCUGAAUGCUCAGAGUCCCACUGUGGUUCUUGAAUUUAAGCAAGUUGGACUAACAAAGGAGGUUUUGUCAGCCCACACUCUGAAAAAGGAGCAGAACUACAUUGACGGGCUCCACCAGAGGAUAUUGUCAUCUCUGUAUAGGUCCUAUCUCUAUCAAGGGAGCAGAAGCAACAGUGGAUUUUCCUAUGGUCAAGGAGACUCCUCUUCAAAGCAGACCAGCCCAGUUAGCUGUAGAAGAGGCAAAUGUGGGAAACUCAAGUGCCAGAAACCACUAGAGCCCUCAUACAGGCAUUCAUCUAAUAGAAAUGAUCUUCCACACAAGAAGAGAACAGCUUCUGGGAAACAGUUCUGCUCUCCCUCUAAAGCAGUGGUUCCCAAACUUGUUCCACCGCUUGUGUUCUCAGCAGGCAGUCAGUGUGAGUCAGUCUGGAAGAUGAUGGAUUGUACACCUGAGCCUGUACUAAUGACAUAUCAAGUACCUGACAGUUUGCCUGUGUGACCUAAGUGGAGAUCCAGUUCUGAUCUGAAAGGUAGGCAGAGUAUAUUUUGUAGCCAUAUUUGCACACUCUGCAGCU
Messenger RNA from Trachemys scripta elegans, 1873 nucleotides. RefSeq names its product period circadian regulator 3 (gene PER3). The record is from RefSeq and is a predicted model, not a curated record. Gene Ontology annotation, biological process: circadian regulation of gene expression; entrainment of circadian clock by photoperiod; negative regulation of transcription by RNA polymerase II. Lineage: Eukaryota; Metazoa; Chordata; Testudines; Emydidae. Gene Ontology annotation, molecular function: transcription cis-regulatory region binding; transcription corepressor binding. Gene Ontology annotation, cellular component: nucleus; cytoplasm.